This is a messenger RNA of Cladophialophora immunda, 3757 nucleotides long. RefSeq lists its product as uncharacterized. NCBI's taxonomy places the organism in Eukaryota, Fungi, Ascomycota, Eurotiomycetes, Chaetothyriales, Herpotrichiellaceae. The record is from RefSeq and is a predicted model, not a curated record. Gene Ontology annotation, cellular component: GARP complex. The transcript has 2 exons. Gene Ontology annotation, molecular function: syntaxin binding. Gene Ontology annotation, biological process: retrograde transport, endosome to Golgi; Golgi to vacuole transport. The coding region runs from base 153 to 3449 and encodes 1098 amino acids.
CUCCGAACUCGCUUUCAGGCAUCAGCAAUUGACCGGACAAUCGUGACCAUUCACAAUGUUUCCAGUCAGUCCCUCUGAACAUUGGACUUCCCUAUGACACGGUAUGUCAUAUUUGAUACCCUCCCAACUCUGCGCGGGCCAGAGAAGAUGAGAUGGCCUCUCCAAUUCGGCCAGGAUCCUCGGGAACCUAUGCCUCACCGGUAGCCACCUCACCUACGACCGAAUACCCUUUUCCGAGCAUUUCGCAAAGACAACACGGAGGUCCAAGAGGUGGCUUGCGCCGCGGAUCAACGUCAAGUUCAAUUGCGAGCACCCUCGACACGGCUUCACUCAACAAUGCCCCAAUAACGGAGACUAGUCAGAAUGCCAUCUCAACACUGCUGCAACACCCGAUCAUUCACACAGGCCUAAGAACAGCCACUGUUCCUUCCAACUCUGGCUACAAGGCUCCCACACCGCGCGAUAUCCCUCCUGUCGCGCUCACGAACAUCCCCCACAUCGAAGCCAAGGCGUUCCAUCCUUACCUGUCGCAGGUUGGCUCGCUGUAUGAAGCGUUCCAAAGAGCAAAGAUUGAGGGCGAAGGGGAGACAUCAUUGUUCCACCGAGACAAGAGGAACACCAAGAAUGAAGAGUGGGAGGUUAUUCUUAGCAAGCGACUGCAGAGACCCGGGCAUUCACGGGCGAGCUCAAUAAGUUCAACGACAUCGAUUCCGUCAGAGGCGCCUCAGCCGAAAAAGAGACAAAGUGGCCAACGGCGUCAGGUGGUUACGCCGUUGUCGACGAUCCCCGCCGUCUACACGGAAGAAGAUUUCCAUCUCGAGAACCCGAGGACGUUUGAUAUCGUCUCUGAGAACUCGGAGAUCGUCCGUGACCCCAGCGGAACUCCUACUGGGAGGAAGUCUCUGGCUACAAAUGCGAUUCUGCAAGAGAAGUUAUCGUGGUACAUGGAUACGGUCGAGGUCCACCUAAUCAACUCGAUAUCGACGGCGUCGAAAUCAUUCUUCUCCGCACUCGGGUCUCUCAGGGAGCUGCACAAUGAGGCUGCUGAUUCGGUAGAUCGAAUUCAGAGGCUGCGGAAGGAGCUGGCGAGACUUGACAAGGAGAUGGCUAUCGACGGACUGAAAGUCGUCAACCUGAAGCAGCGUCGUGACAACGUUCGUCAGUUGGCGCAGGCGAUCAUGCAACUUGAGGACAUUGUCAAAUCCGUGCAAACAUGCGAAGACAUGGUUAAAAAAGGCGAAAUUGAUGAAGCAUUGGAUCGAUUAGAUGACGUGGAGGCCUUAAUGGCUGGCAGGGAGAGCAGAUCUCUCAAUGCAGACCAACAACCCCGUUAUCAGAUACGUGAUCUACGAAGAAUCAAAGCCCUUGAGGGAGCUUUCGAUGACCUGAAUCAAUUGCGUCAGCGGGCUGGUCGGGGAUACGAGGCCCGAUUUCACAACAGCCUGCUCAGCGAUAUCAGACGGCAUGUGGAGCACACGGAGACCAGCAUGACCCUUCAGAGGUGGGGGGUCGCCUACACAAGGCCCAAGCCGGGCCAAAGGAGAGCACCUUCUGCGUUCCCCGGCUAUAUGAAUAUUGGACCCGAGCUGCGGGAUGAACUAGAGGCUGAGAUGAGAGGCUUAUCGAGGGCCAGGUAUACCACCCCGGCGGCUACUAGUUUCAGAGCAAUCGUCCUGAGGGAGAUGAAGAGCAUGAUUCGGAAGCAGCUUCCGAGUUCCAACGAUGAUGACAACGUUUCUACAGUCUCCGCCUCAACGAUGGGUGGAAGAAACAUGAGCCAGCAAGAGAAGUCGUCGAUCCUGGCUCGAAAUCUGAGAGCCUUGGACGCGCAGGAUUGGUAUCAGAUGCUUGCCACCAUUUAUACAAAUAUCAGCGAAGGCCUGCGCCGACUCAGCGUGCAAGUCAAAAUUUUGCUCGAUAUCACAAGCAACCUGCCAGACCACAUGAUCAAAUCGCCUCCGAGAACUCCUGACCCUGCAAGUAUUGAUAGAGUGAUGAGCCCUCCGACAGGCCGAGCUCGAGCUACCAGUUCCGUGCAGGCAGAAAUGCAGCAAGUUCUGGAUCUGUCCAGUCUUUUAGGAGAAGGCGUGGACCUUGCACAAGCGCAGAUCACGAAAGUAGUCAGAGUCCGAUCACAGCAGAAUUCGGAAUUGCCAUUGUCUGAUUUCUUGAAAUACUUCACGCUCAAUAGACUAUUCGCCGAUGAGUGUGAAGCGAUAUCUGGCCGCAGUGGUACGGGGCUCAAAAGCGUCCUCGACACCCAGAUCAAGGAUUUCGUCGCGCGAUUUGCAGACUCUCAGAAGCAUGAGGUGAUCAAGGUGAUGGACGCCGAUAGAUGGGAUGCCAGAGAUUUCGGCGAGCGUGAAAAUGAGAUUCUCACUCGGGUCAUGGAAGGCAGUACCAACGACGCUCUUCCCUGGGUCGAAAGUACCAUGAUCUGGCAGCCUUCAACCAAUGGCGCUGAGACAAGUAACGGUGCCGCAACGAACGGGACGGCUGCUGCAGGCGCAAAAGUGCGCAGCGCUGUGAUCGAUGAACAGAAGUACAUACUUCCAGAGUCAGCCAUUGCUAUGCUACGAUCCAUGGAAACUUUCCAACAUCUCGCAGCUGGCAUCCCGAGUAUGAGCACUGAGGUAGCGACUUCGUUGCUAGAAAGUCUCAAGUUGUUUAAUUCACGAAGCUCGCAGCUGAUCCUGGGAGCCGGUGCCACGAGGAGUGCAGGACUGAAGAACAUCACGACAAAACACUUGGCGUUGUCGUCCCAAGGGUUGAGCUUCAUCGUCGCACUCAUACCGUAUGUGAGAGAAUUCUUCCGCCGCCAUCUCCCUUCCUCGACGGCUUCACAAGUUAUGACCGAGUUCGACAAGGUCAAGCGUCUGUUCCAGGAACAUCAGAACGGCAUACACGAGAAGCUUGUCGACAUCAUGUCCGGGCGAGCCUCGAUGCACGUCAAGGCGAUGAAGAACAUUGACUGGGAAGAAGCGGCCAAGAACACGGCCGUGCAUGUGUCGCCCUACAUGGAGACGUUGACGAAAGAAACGGCCACCCUGCAGAAAGUGCUGGCCAAGCAUUUACCGGAACCUGUGGUUGCGGGGAUUAUGAUGCCAGUGUUUACAAGUUACCGCGACCAGUGGACGAAUGCGUACAGAGAUGUCACUAUCAAGUCCCUCAAGGCCAAGGAAAGGUUACUAGCUGAUGCAUCUUUCUUCAACCUGCGAAUCAGCAAGAUCGACGGCUCGGGAGAUCUGGGCGAGCACAUCGUGAAACUCGUCCAGGGAAAGCCAGUGGUUAGCAGUGCAGCAGCGGCACCACCACCACCCUCAUCGCCAAUCCCACCAUCUGAAGCCCCUGCCACGGCAGACGAGGGAGAACCGAAGCAGGAAGCCGCGCAAGAAACCCGAGAGAAGAAAGCCGAAGCAGCAGAGAAGCAGGAGGAUGCCAAGGCAUAGAACUAUACCUAGUAUAGCCCAGGUGGUGCAGCUACGGGACCAGAUUUCGCCCAAUGGAUUAUCUGUGAGGGUGGCUCUGUGGGACGAGAUAUAACUUGGCCGGGAAACUAGAUUGGUGUUGAGUGUGCCGUUGGAGCUGCGUUCGAACAGCCACGAUUUUUCAAGGAUGCGGCGUGUGCUUGUUUGAUGUCGCGUGCCUCGUGCCUCAUGGUUGUCUAUGCGUCGUCGUACCAAGCAAGCGUUUUGAGUAGAUAUAGCAACAUGCUCUUAUAUUCUCAUUGGCAGUGAGCAAACACACACAGUUCCCC